This is a messenger RNA of Hyposmocoma kahamanoa, 1742 nucleotides long. Its product is annotated as zinc finger protein 454-like. Lineage: Eukaryota; Metazoa; Arthropoda; Insecta; Lepidoptera; Cosmopterigidae. Gene Ontology annotation, cellular component: nucleus. The transcript has a single exon. Gene Ontology annotation, molecular function: DNA-binding transcription activator activity, RNA polymerase II-specific; RNA polymerase II cis-regulatory region sequence-specific DNA binding; zinc ion binding. The record is from RefSeq and is a predicted model, not a curated record. Bases 12 to 1385 code for a protein of 457 amino acids. Gene Ontology annotation, biological process: regulation of transcription by RNA polymerase II.
AAAAGAAAAGUAUGUCACUGUUCGAAAAGUACAGAGAUUACUUGAUUUUUGACUACAUAAACGCUAUAACUAACGUGCAGAUAAGAGAACAUGAUGGUUUACCAGAUAAAAUAUGCCAAACUUGCCUUCAGGAGCUCGAUACAGCCAUUAAUUUCAAGCAGAGAUGUGAAAAUUCGAACGUGUUUCUACAGUCGUCAAAUUUUGUCAACAAUCCUAUGCAGACAGAAAUUGACGUGAAAGUAGUGAUUGUGAAGAAGGAGGAGCCUCAGGAAACGAAUUUGGAAUUCGUAGAACCUGAGAGCGAUUUUUUUGACUCAUCUGAGCCAUUUGAUAAUGAUUUAACUCUUGAGAACCGAGAGGAAAGACCGGACAACAAAGUCGAUUUGGGCUUACGUAAAAGUAGAGCUAUAGACCUCAAAUUGCAGUGCGACGACUGUGGUAACUACUUCAAAAGCAAAUGCAAACUCAGGGUCCACUGGAAACAAAUUCAUUUUAAGCAAAACUUAAUAUGUCACGACUGCAAGAGGACAUUCAAAAGUUUAACUGCGUAUACUAAGCAUCAGAAAAAUAGACGUAAAAGCUGCGCAGCCGCUACAAAUUUCCGCAUAGAGGGUGAAGGGAAAUCGCGUGUAUUCUAUUGUAAAGAGUGUCCGUAUAAAUCUGUACGUAUUAAAGAUAUUAUUACUCACUGGGUUACUCACACAGGGGACAGACCAUACAAAUGUGAUCUUUGUCCGAAAACAUGCACGCAGCAAAGUUCACUUGCGGCACACAAAGAAUCUGCACACAAAGAUUAUAAAGCUGAAAUCACAUGUCAAUAUUGUGGCAAAUUGAUCAAAGGACGUAACAAAAUUUAUCGACAUCUUAAAACACAUUCAGACAAAGGAAUGCCAUGUCCAGUUUGCCAGAAGAUUUUGAAAAAUAGAAAUAGUCUUAAUCAGCACAUGCAACGACACAGCGGUGUAAAAUCCUACACUUGUGAAAAAUGUGCUCAUUCGUUUUAUACUGGAGCAGAGUUAUCGAAUCACAAACGUAUGGUACAUAAUAAAGCUAAUAAAGUUUGGUUUAAAUGUGAAUUGUGCGAUUAUAAGAAUUACAGAAAAGAAUGUAUAAAAAGACACAAAGCUAAGCACACGGAUACUAAUAUCCCAUGCACAGUUUGCGGAAUGUUUUUUGAAAGCACUCAAAAGUUAAUUUUACACCAACGCCGUCAUUUUGAAGAGAAGAAAUUCCCUUGUCCACAUUGUGAUAUGAAGUUUUACCGGAGAGAUACGGUUCCAAGACAUAUUAAAGCAAAGCAUAAAUUCAUGGUCCCAACUGCACAACCAUCACAAAGAAUUGGGUUCACAAUAAAGGAAGAGUGUAUAGAGGUUUACCGGAAAUAGAAGUAUCCGCUACAAAUACUAGUUAAGAUUUUUAGAUAUUAUUGUGAAAAGUCUGAUUUUAGCCCAUACUUUUCUUAUUAGAGUUGUUGGUAUUACGACUGAUUUCUGUAACUCCAAAUCUGCUCACUGGUUAUUUAAGUGACUUCUAUAAGCAUUACAUAUUAUAUUAAUUAUUAUUUAUAAAAACGAAUGUGCAAUAUUGAAAUUGGUAUUAUUUAAAUCAAUCUUCACAGAUUUUUGCUUUGUACUAUAUUGAAUAUUGUUUGCAUUAGGUGUGUAUAUAAUAUUGAUACUUUAUUUUACCACUAUUAUCUUAUGGAGAUGUAUUAAUUAUAAUAUGUGAAGGAAACAGUCAAU